GCCGCCAUCUUUACUCCAGCGCUACCGGUUGAGUGGGGACGCCGCUCGAGCUGCUGUUGCUCCGUCAGGCACCACCAACAGAGAGCGACUCACCCAUCGCUGAGGUUCCACUUCUCCGCCCGCUAAGCAACGCCAGUCGCGGCACCGAGAGCCAUGGGAGAUCGAGAGGACCUGGUCUAUCAGGCCAAACUCGCCGAACAGGCGGAGAGAUACGAUGAAAUGGUUGAGUCCAUGAAGAAGGUGGCGGGCAUGGAUGUGGAGCUGACAGUGGAGGAGCGGAACCUGCUGUCUGUGGCGUAUAAGAACGUGAUCGGUGCCAGGAGGGCAUCCUGGAGGAUAAUCAGCAGCAUCGAGCAGAAGGAAGAGAACAAGGGCGGAGAGGACAAGUUGAAGAUGAUCCGGGAGUACAGGCAAACGGUUGAAACUGAGCUGAAGUCAAUUUGUAAUGACAUUCUGGAUGUACUGGACAAGCACCUCAUUCCGGCUGCAAACACAGGAGAGUCCAAGGUUUUCUACUACAAAAUGAAAGGUGAUUAUCACCGGUAUCUGGCGGAGUUUGCCACAGGGAAUGACAGGAAGGAGGCUGCAGAGAACAGUUUGGUAGCUUACAAGGCUGCUAGUGAUAUCGCCAUGAUAGAGCUCCCACCUACACACCCUAUCCGCUUAGGUCUCGCCCUCAACUUCUCCGUAUUUUACUAUGAAAUCCUCAAUUCACCUGACCGCGCAUGCAGGUUGGCAAAGGCCGCAUUUGAUGAUGCCAUUGCAGAGCUGGACACACUGAGUGAAGAAAGCUACAAGGACUCCACACUCAUCAUGCAGUUGUUACGUGACAACCUGACACUAUGGACAUCAGACAUGCAGGGAGAUGGUGAAGAACAGAACAAAGAUGCGCUCCAAGAUGUGGAAGAUGAGACUCAGUGAGCAACAUCAUCGCCAACAUAAUCGCCCCCCUCUUCCCCUCGUCCCCCCUAAACACCACCAGUGUCACAGUGGCCUACACAACGGCUCUCCUCAUUAGCUCCAUGCCCCUGUGGCUGCUUAGGGAUGACCUUUUUCAGUUUUUUAGAUGUUUUUUUUUUUAUUGUUAUUAUCAAUCUAAUUAUUAUUAUUAUACAUUUCAUUCACAUACAUACAUAAAGGUAGCCAAUAACAAUAAAAUUCUUGGCAAAGUGUGAGUCCCUGGAUUUUUUCCCCCCCCCCUCUGGUACAAGCUGUCUCUAUUCAAGUUGGAUACAAAUGUUCUUUUUCAUUUUGCUUUUUCAGCAUUCUUACCACUUGCUGGAUGUAUUUUAUUCAUGUAAUUGUUUUCUUAAUAUAAUUAGACAUUAACUAUGAUUAUCUUUAAUUAGAUAUGAGCUGGCAUUGUCCUUUGUCAGUGCAGUGAUCUCUAGACAUGUUUUGAAAGGGCAAUUCAAACAACGGAUCUUGGUGCCCAAUAGUGUGUCUUCUGUUGCUCUUUUGAAGGAAGAUUCUGGAUAUCCACGAGACCUUUCCAACAUAGCCUUUUAAAAUUAAGUAGUGUUUUAGUCUGUAUUUUGUGCUAAAAUGCUGUAACUGGUGUAGCCUUUAUUUGAACAGAUGGCUGAUGGCAGUCUCAAAAAAUCCACGGGAGCCUCACUGCUUCAUGUCCUUAGAUUGCCUUCUCCGAAAAGCAGGUCUCCAUUGGCUUCUGUCAAACCUCUUUAGAACUAAAAUAGUCAAUUUAAAACCUGCAUGUUCUAACAGUUUUCCCAUCUAUCUCCUUGCCUUUAUAUUUCACUCUUUCUGUCUCCUCUUUCCUUCUUUGUCUUUUGGUUCAGUAUGUGUAACUUGAAGCUAAUUUGUACUACUGGAUAUCUGACUGGACCCCACAGAUACAGAAUCUGUAUUAUUACUGAAACACAGCAUGGAAUUAACAUUCAACUUGAAAUAAAACAACCUAAA
Scleropages formosus (Asian bonytongue) is the source of this 1923-nucleotide messenger RNA. RefSeq names its product tyrosine 3-monooxygenase/tryptophan 5-monooxygenase activation protein, epsilon polypeptide 1 (gene ywhae1). Bases 154 to 921 code for a protein of 255 amino acids. The record is from RefSeq and is a predicted model, not a curated record. The transcript is spliced from 6 exons. Lineage: Eukaryota; Metazoa; Chordata; Actinopteri; Osteoglossiformes; Osteoglossidae.